CACAUUUCCUCUAGCUUCUCGGCGUGCACUUCUUCCAUGGGCCGGCUUUUGACUUAGAUUUGACACUCACAGCCCUCGCCCCGCCGGACCACGGUCCAUGUCGUCCCCGAGUCCACCUGCUGAGCCCCACGAAGACCAGGUUGCGGCUGGCGAGACAGAAAUAGCUGGGCAUCACGGAGAGAAACCCUUGGACUUGUCUGAGAAGGUCGCAACACCUCAGGAGCCUCUCGCCGAGAGCUCCAACCCACAGCAGGAUGCACCGAGUCAGGGAGCGGGGCAGGCAGGUGCUGAAGAAGAGGAUAAGAUAAACACUAGUGAGACUACAGUCAAGGAGGAUGCCGCACAAGCUAAGACUAGCUCGCUGGCAGCUGAGCUCGUAGAAAGCUCUCAAACUGAGAGUAGUGGGGCUGGCGGCGCAAAGCCAGAGCUGCAUCCACCAGUAACUGGGAAAUCGGAUGGGCAAGCGAUAGCCCAGAAUGAGAAGGCCACACGAGCUACAACUCCUCCUCCAGAUCUGCCCUCGAAACAGGGGGAAGUGCGGUCUCCGCCUCCUCCUCCACCGCCACCGAAGGACGACAAGUAUCUAGCUUCGGGUCAAGACGCACCAGUCCGAACGAAGUCACCUCUAAUACAAGAUGAGAAGGCCCAUGGAAGGAAAUCGGAGGACGCCGAUGCGGCUGAAUACAACGAAAAGGAUAUAGGAGUCCAGGAUGUGGACGAUUCGCGGUCUGAGAUACAAAGUAUCAUGGAACAGUUCGACGACGAGAGCGCGGCUCUCGGUAUGGAAGAGAUCAUGUCUCCUCGGCUAGAAUUUGCUGGACCUGUAUUGGAGUCUCCCAUACACCCUCCAAGGAGAUCGAGUUUGGAGCCCCUGAGUGCAGCUUCAAUAACUCACAACACCGAAGAAUCCGGUCUCACCAACAGGGCUCUUGGCUCACCACCGCCCAGGACUUCCUCUCUCUAUAGCCUCAACACUGGAAAAAACAAAGCUCCAACAAACGAUAACCCCUCCUCCCCAGCUAUACACAAGCCACCUCCUCCAGAACCAGACCCUGAACCAGAUCUGCCCUUUGACUUCCAUCGCUUUCUCGAGCAACUACGACAUAAGUCAGCUGACCCCGUAGCUAAGUUCCUCCGUUCGUUUCUACUCGAGUUCGGGAAGAAGCAGUGGAUGGUUCAUGAACAAGUCAAGAUCAUUGGAGAUUUCUUGGAGUUCAUUAGCAAGAAGAUGGCACAAUGUGAGGUCUGGCGGACGGUAUCAGACGCUGAGUUUGACAAUGCCCGAGAAGGCAUGGAGAAACUUGUUAUGAACCGCCUAUAUUCACAAACUUUCUCGCCCGCAAUAGCACCACCUGAGCCCAUUGCAGGAGGGAAAAGCAGAUCACGACGUGGACAAGAACAAGUGGGACACGGUAGGAGGGGCCAGCAUCAAGAAGACGUCGAAAGAGACGAGGUCCUGGCCCAAAAAGUACGAAUAUAUAAAUGGGUGAAGGAAGAGCAUCUCGAUAUCGGCGCCGUUGGUGACAAGGGUCGGAAGUUCCUAGUUCUGGCUCAACAAGAGCUACUCAAGAUUAAGAGCUACCGUGCGCCAAGAGACAAGGUGAUAUGUGUUCUGAACUGCUGCAAGGUCAUUUUUGGAUUUCUACGGACCUCACAGUCAGAUCAGUCAGCUGAUGCCUUUGUGCCUCUUCUGAUCUAUACUGUUCUACAAGCGAAUCCCGACCAUCUAGUGUCAAAUGUGCAAUACAUUUUGCGAUUCCGUAACCAAGACAAGCUAGGAGGCGAGGCCGGCUACUACAUUUCAUCUCUCAUGGGUGCAGUCCAAUUCAUCGAGAACCUCGACCGCACCUCCCUCACCAUCUCAGACGCAGACUUCGAAGCCAACGUCGAAGCAGCCGUCUCCGCAAUCGCGGAGCGCCACAACGCCGAAGAUGAAGAAGAAGAAGCCGAGCAGCAGAAACUCCUCCAAGCCCACCCCCCAACAACCCCAGGCCACCCCGGACACCGGCGCAUGCCCUCCCCCCACCUCCACCUCUACGAAAAAUCAGCCCUCAGCCGGCCCGAAGUCACACCCCGCAACUCCCUGGAUGCCGAAAGCGUACCCCCUCGCCGCUCCACAAGCCUCAAACAAAACGGCAGCAGCAGCCUCGCCGAACCGCCUGCCGAGGAAGAAAAUGCCGCCGUCGCAGGCUUGCUCCGCACCAUCCAGCGCCCCCUCAGCACCAUCGGCCGCAUCUUCUCAGACUCGGACAGCUCGCACACGAAGCCGAACCAACCGUCGGCGACGCCCCAGCCGGGCAGCACGCCGCGCCUCUCCCCCGCGCCCCGGCUGCCGCGCCGAAGCAGCGACCAGCCCCGCAGCUCGAGCGAGAAGGAGAGGAAGAGCCAGGACCAGCAGUGCGCGGCGCAGCGGCUGAGCGCUGAAGACGCGGCGGCGCGGCAGGCGAGUGCCGAGGCGGAGGAGGCGCGGCGCAUUCAGCGGCAGGAGCAUCGCGUUGUGGUUGAGACGCUGGCGGGCAUGUUUCCCGGGCUAGAUAGGGAGGUUAUUGAUGAUGUUGUGAGGCUGAAGGAGGGGAGGGUUGGAUUAGCAGUUGAUGCGUGCUUGGCGCUUAGUAAUCCGUAAUAGGAUUCAUGUAUCUUUUGGGUUCGGGGUGUGGGUACGCAUUUUGGUUCUGCAUGGCGUGGUCACACUGGCGUUGCUGAUUCCUUCCUCUUGUCUCGGUACGGUUUUUGGUAGGAUAGGAUAGAUCCGUUUUGAGCGUCGGUGGCGGGACGCUUAUGGCACACGCUGUUUUCUCCUCACGUUUUCAGGACGCAUGACGGUGUGAAACAAUAUGGCGUACUCAUACCUCCUACUUCCGCCACUACAGCUAACUCCAGGCAACGC
Messenger RNA from Mytilinidion resinicola, 2887 nucleotides. RefSeq lists its product as uncharacterized. The transcript is spliced from 5 exons. The coding region runs from base 98 to 2623 and encodes 841 amino acids. Gene Ontology annotation, molecular function: ubiquitin binding; guanyl-nucleotide exchange factor activity; small GTPase binding. The record is from RefSeq and is a predicted model, not a curated record. Gene Ontology annotation, cellular component: cytosol; endocytic vesicle. Gene Ontology annotation, biological process: vesicle-mediated transport. Lineage: Eukaryota; Fungi; Ascomycota; Dothideomycetes; Mytilinidiales; Mytilinidiaceae.